GUUAAAUAAACUGAGUGUAGAGCCGGGGUGAGGGUGAACUGGUGUAAAGGUUAUCUUACUGGGGGAUCUCUCUGUUAUCUUUAUGGCUGUGGAGACGCAGGUAGCGGCGUGGUAAAUCAGGCGAGCUGGAACCCGGUGUGUGUUUGUUCCGGUGUUUCUCGGCGAGCUGCGUGAACUUUCACCAGAUUUGGAGCUGCGGUAAAACUCAGCGCUGAGAGAAACACUGGGUUAAACCGAACAUGGAGCUGUAGGAGAACUUUACACACCAGCUAACUAAAUAACCACCAGUCUGCUGCUCCUGGAUCAGUUUAUACUGCCAGCGAGACGGGAAUGAACACACCCCUUUACUAACUUUUACACAGCUAGCUUAGGUUAGCUAUUCUGAUUCAACUGAGCAGAGCUUUAACCUCCUCUGUUCAAUAACCGAGACCACCAGCUCCUGACCCGACUAAAGCUAGUAACGUUACACUCACUGACUGAACCUCUCGAGACAUGGAGUCCUUCAUCACAUUCACCAACCAGAGCCAGGGAAGAGACCGGAUCUUCAGGGCUACCCAGUAUGCCUGUGUGCUGGUAAAGUACCUGCUCCGCAAAGAUUCAACUAGAAAAGAGCUGCUGCAGAAACUGCGGAGUCUGGAGUCAAAUAUGAGCUCCGGACGGAAGCUUUUCAGGCUUGGCAAUACCGUGAACUCCAUCGAUGCAGCCAAGAAAACUCUCUACCUGUCUGACCCUGUGUUGCGUCUUUGCCUCACCGUGGCCAACAUUAACCGCGCCCUUUAUUUCAUCUGUGACAAUGUUCUCUGGGCCAGGAGUCUCGGCUUCCUCAAAGGUAUCGAUAAGGAGCGCUGGAACCUCAAUGCCAACCGGUAUUACUUCUUUUCUUUAGUGAUGAAUCUUACUAGGGAUGUGUAUGUGAUCGCCCAGCUGAUGGUGCAGAGGUCUCGGGAGAGGCAGUUUCAGCAGAAAGUCAACCAGCACCUCAACGAGAGCCCUGACGUGGCUUGUGUCAUUAUUCCACAGCUUGAUGCGUUUCUGUUUCUGUUAAUUGAAAGUCUCAAAAAUCACCCAGCUGUAGCACUCGACACGAUCAAGAACGCGUGUGAUCUUUUCAUUCCGCUUGACAAGCUGGGAAUUUAUCAGACAAAUGCAGGAGUCGUAGGGAUGUGUGGACUUGUCUCUUCUCUAAUAGGUAUACUCUCAGUCCUGAAGACCAGUUUAAAAAUGAAACCUUAAGGUGAGGAGAGAAAUGAGACUGAAUUAAAGAUUCAGUGUGAGAGUUCUGUUAAUAGAGAAAUUAGAAUCUAGCUGUCAGAAUCAUGAAUAAUGAAAGUUUGAUUUAUAGUUGGAGGAAAAUAGCUUUAAGGUACAUCACAUAUGAACAGAUUAUAUAUGUGUUAAAUAGGUGUGCUCUCUUGUUUACAGGGAAUUAUUUCAUGCAAUAUUUCUGUUCUUCAAAAGAUUAGGAUUAUUGAUUAAGUUUUGAGAGAAGUGUGAAUAAUGUGAAAUGGGCUAUUGUAGCAAAACAGCAGUGGUGGAUAGAAACCAAGAGUUUACAUUAUAGUGCAGAUAAUAAUGUUCUUUUACUAUGCAAACCACUAGUGAAUCUGCACAAGGUCUUUUUAUAUAUAAAAUACAAAAUAGUGAUGAUUCUUAGCUGUUCAUCUUGACUGGAUUUUAAUAAUACACUUUAUACUAGAGCUGGACAAUAUGGCGAAAAUGUAUGUCAUACAUAUACUGUAGUUCUGAUAUUGAUAUUAUUAUUGAGUCUGGGCAAUAUUAAUAAAUAUUAUAUAUAGCAUAAUAUUUAUCAAACGUUUUAACGAAAGCAAAAUGCACCACAAGUAUCACAUUUUUAAAAACUGUCAUUUAAAUUCUUGUUCAUGCAUAUUACAGUGACUUUUGAUGACUUUGUCCAGUUCAACAGGAUUUUAGAUAUCCUUGAUUUGCUCAUUAAAGCAUAUUUUCAAUACACUAAGGAAAUUUAUUACGAUACAAAAAUAAAUAUUGUCAUAUUGCCCAGUGCUUGGAUGAAAACUUCUCAUAAAAUAUGUCAUAAACAGUAGCUGCGUUCCAAAGUGUAGGUAGAACGGGUCCUUUCGUCGAACGGGUCCUUUCGGCGAACGGGUCCUCAGUAGAACGGGUCCUCAGUAGGAUUGUCCUAUUAAGACUAACCUGUUGGUCACACGUUUGGAACAGUCUAAUGAGACGUCAUGGUGGCAUUACGCACAAAAGUCAUGUGAUUACACUAGGGUUCACAUGCCUUUUCAUUUCUUCACUGAUAUAUAAAUAAAAUAUAAUUAAAAUACAGUAAAAUUAACUCAAUAUUUGCACCAGAAUCUUUGGUUUCCCACAUUUUUGCCCAGUUUUCUCCAAAAAUGAACGAGUGCAG
This is a messenger RNA of Astyanax mexicanus (Mexican tetra), 2389 nucleotides long. RefSeq names its product peroxisomal biogenesis factor 11 alpha (gene pex11a). Gene Ontology annotation, biological process: peroxisome fission; regulation of peroxisome size. Gene Ontology annotation, cellular component: peroxisomal membrane. Bases 493 to 1233 code for a protein of 246 amino acids. The transcript has 3 exons. NCBI's taxonomy places the organism in Eukaryota, Metazoa, Chordata, Actinopteri, Characiformes, Acestrorhamphidae. The record is from RefSeq and is a predicted model, not a curated record.